Molecule: messenger RNA, 2070 nt
Organism: Oryzias latipes (Japanese medaka)
Lineage: Eukaryota; Metazoa; Chordata; Actinopteri; Beloniformes; Adrianichthyidae
Gene: gtpbp3
Product: GTP binding protein 3, mitochondrial
Biological process (GO): tRNA wobble uridine modification; tRNA methylation
Cellular component (GO): mitochondrion; cytoplasm
Molecular function (GO): GTP binding; GTPase activity; protein binding
Source: RefSeq, a predicted model, not a curated record
AUCAUUUCCCGGAGGCUGAACAUGCGCUGAUAGACAGCAGCGUGAGAUUUGACAGAGUAGAAGUUGUGAAUCUAACAGUGGAAAAUGAAUAACUGUUAUAUUAGUUUUGUUUGUCGACAUUUCUCUGCUGUUAUUGCAUUUCCUGGCGACCUUGAUUAGAGCUAACCGGGGCUAAAGAUGUCUCUAUUUGCAACAAAACACGUUAUGGAAUAAGAAGAAACAACGCGACGAAAUGUUAAUAAAUACGUAACGUUACACUUAGUUAACUAAUGUAAAAUUAUGUUACCGCUUCUAUCUAUUUUUCGGGAAAUUCGUAGAGCUGCAGUCCACACACACAGGAAAAGUCGAGUAACUACUCUACAUCAGCUUGUGUCCACCUUUAAUGGAGUUCCAGCUGGCCUGGCAGAUGCAGACACCAUCUUUGCGUUGUCAUCAGGUCAUGGCAGAUGUGGGGUGGCUGUGGUCCGUGUCAGUGGUUCUGCCUCAUCCAUGGCUUUGAGAUGCAUGGCGGGGCUGAAGUGCUGCUUGCCUUCUCCUCGGACAGCCCUGUUACGCAGCAUAACAGACCCCAACUCCAAAGAGAUCCUGGACCGUGGCCUGGUCCUAUGGUUUCCUGGUCCUCAUAGUUUCACAGGAGAAGACAGUGUUGAGUUCCACAUCCAUGGAGGUCCUGCUGUGAUUACUGCUGUCCUACAGGCUUUGGGAAGCAUGCCUGGCAUGAGGCCUGCCGAAGCUGGGGAGUUCACGCGAAGGGCUUUUCAAGCAGGAAAGCUGGGUUUAACUGAGGUUGAAGGACUUGGGGAUCUAAUCCAUGCAGAGACAGAGGCUCAGCGAAGACAAGCUCUUCGACAGAUGUCUGGAGAUCUGGAACGCCUCUAUCAAGGCUGGAGCCACAGACUGAAACGAUGUCUGGCUCACGUUGAGGCCUUCAUUGACUUCAGUGAGGAUGAGCUCAUUGAGGAUGGGGUCUUAGAGCGAGUGGACAGCUCAGUGAUCACUCUGCUGGCAGAAAUCGAGCGACACCUAAAGGAUGAGAGAAGAGGCGAGCGGCUUCGCAGCGGAGUCCACGUGGUCAUUGCAGGAGCCACCAACGCCGGGAAAAGCAGCCUCCUCAACACACUCUGCCAACGACCAGCCGCCAUUGUUUCCUCCAUCGCUGGGACCACCAGAGAUGUGGUGGAGACGGGGCUGGACAUUGGUGGCUUCCCCGUCCUGUUAAGCGACACAGCUGGCCUCAGAGACAGCACAGACUUGAUAGAGCAGGAGGGGGUUCGCCGGGCUCGAGAGAGGGUACAGCAGGCUGAUCUGACUCUGGUGGUGGUGGACUCUGUCCUGCUUCCCUUUGACGUACAGAAAGCUGCAGGCACUCUUCAGGAGAACCUCACAAGUGUUCUGCCUGACCUGAAGCAGCCUGAUAAAGACAGGUGUCUCUUGGUGCUAAAUAAGACUGAUCUACUGCCUGAAGCUCAAAGACAGAAGCUGGACCGGGAGCUGAAAGGCGUCUCUGGACUCCCUCCUGUGUGUCUGAUCUCCUGUCAGACUCAUGAAGGGCUGCAGGACUUUCUCUCUGUGUUGCAAAGCCGUGUUAAGACUCUGUGCGGCGAUCCUCUGUCUGAUGCUCCCACCCUGACCCAGGCUCGCCACAGGGCCCAUCUGCAGCAGUGCGUGGCAGCUCUGGCUCAGUAUCAGACAUUGCGUGACACUGACCUGGCUCUGGCAGCUGAGGGGGUCCGCUUAGCUCUCACCAGCCUGGGGAGGAUCACUGGGAAGCUGGGGGCAGAGGAGAUCCUGGAUAUCAUCUUCAAAGACUUCUGCAUUGGAAAAUAAAAAGAAAUGAACGUAAAAACAAUAAAACACAGAGAAUUAUGGACAUUAUAGCACAUGGAAGAAAAGGAGAAUCAGGUCUGAGAGUGGAGCCGUGAUACAAAUACUGACUUUAUGCAGUCUUCACACAUAGGCUGCUGGACUGUUUCCCACUGAAACGCUUGGUCAUAUGAAUAAAGCUGAAAGAUAACAUACAUGUAUUUGUACAUGUCUGAAUUCUGAAUAAAAACAACACCAUAAGUUUGA